UGGUCACAUGACCAGGGAGGGUCGCUGCUGCUGCUGCUGCUGUGUGGGCGAGCUGUCAACGAGAAUAAAAACUGUCAACAAAGCUGUUGGUGUCGGGUACAUGUGCGUGUAUAAUCCACCUACCGUGUUGUUUAGCGGUGUCCCAGGAUUUUUCUCAAGCAUUAUGGAGCUAAUAGGAGGUAUAUUGCACACCCCGUGACAUGUGGGCUGAAGCUGGAUCAUGCCACCUUGCACCUUGUAUUAAACAACACAGUUUCCUGCUGUCAUCAUGGCCUCCGGCUACCCACCCCCCUUUGAGGGGACAGGUGAAGUGAAGGAGGGCUUUCUUUGCCCACUGUGCCUGAAGGACCUUCAGUCAUUUUACCAACUCCAAGGCCACUAUGAAGAGGAGCACUCGGGGGAUGAUGGUCUUGUUCGGGGACAGCUCAAAAGUUUGGUUCAGAGAGCAAAGAAAGCCACAGAUAAACUGUUGAAGAGGGAUGGUGAUGAUAGACCGGACACUGGCACUUAUGAAUCUUUCUACUAUGGUGGAGUUGACCCGUAUAUGUGGGAGCCUCAGGAACUAGGAGCAACCAGAAGUCACCUGGACGUCUUUAAGAAACUGCGUGCAGCCCGAAUAGAUCAUUAUGUCAUUGAAGUGAACAAACUCAUCAUCAGACUGGAAAAGUUGACAGCGUUUGACAGAGUCAACUCAGAUUCUGCAAAAAUCAGAGCUAUUGAGAAGUCUGUAGUGUCAUGGGUGAACGACGCCGAUGUCCCAUUCUGUCCUGACUGUGGAAGCAAGUUCAACAUCCGUAACAGGCGACACCACUGUCGCCUCUGUGGGUCCAUAAUGUGUAGGAGGUGCAUGGAGUUUGUCCCCCUACCUAUGGCACAAAAGCUCAUAACUGGCACUCGAGAGGCCCUGUGUGUGCCUGGCAGUCCUGGUCAGUCCCAGCCGACCCCAGCAGGAGGGGGCAGCAGCGGGAUGGGCUCAAGGAGAGGUAGCAUCAGCAGCUUGAGCAGCGUCACCUCCAUGCUGGAGGAAAAGGAUGACGAGAAGAUCCGUUGCUGUCACCACUGCAUGGACACGCUGCUGAAGAGACAGGAGAAGUUAGAGGAGAAAGACCACGUGCCGGACAUUGUAAAACUUUACGAGAGGCUCAGGAUGUGCAUGGAGAAGGUGGAUGAAAAGGCUCCCGAGUAUAUUCGAAUGGCGGAGUCUCUCAAUGCCGGGGAAACCACAUACAAUCUCGACACAGCGGGUGGAUUGAGACUGGAAGUCCAGAAAUACUACGAACUAAUUGAUGCUUUAAGUAAGAAGAUUUUAACACUUGGGGUUAAAGAUGACCCUCCACCACACCCAAAGUCACUACAGUUGCAGAGGAUGAUUCGUUACUCUGCCACACUAUUUGUCCAGGAGAAGCUGUUGGGGCUGAUGUCUUUACCCACUAGGGAGAAAUAUGAAGAGCUGAAAGAAAAGCGAAAACAGGAACAAGAGAGGAGACUUCAACAAGAGAGACUGGCUGCCCAAGAGUCUCUAAAAAAGAGGCAGGAGUCUGAAAAAAACCGUCCCCCUGCCAAUGGAGAGCUGCCCCAGGCUCCUAGAAUACCCCGCAUGACCAAAGCUGGUGGUUGGUUGCCCUCUGCAAACUCUGUCAAUGUAGGCGGCGAGCUAGAAGAUCCGCUCCUGCAACAGAUUGAGAACAUUCAGUCAUUUCUCCGUCAGGCGCGUGAGGCUCAGAGAGCAGAUGAGGUAGCCAUGUUGGAAGAAAACUUGCGCCAGCUGCAGGAUGAAUAUGACCAGCAGCAGACGAGCAUCGCCAUCGCUCUCUCCCAGAAGCAGGCUGAAGAGGAAAGCUUGCAGCAGGGGGAGUUCCAGCGCUUGGAUGCCUGGGAAAGGGAGGGGAGGGAACAGUGGGUCUCCACCGUCAGCUCCACCAAACCUUCUUUUACCUGGGAGCCAUCUCUAGAUGUCAGCCCAACAAAAAGCGUCAAGGGAGAGGAGGACACGACAUCAGAGAUCUUGACCCCCAAAGCUGAGAGGAGUCCGUCGACUGUAAGGGCAUUACCCACUUUCACGUCCCAGGAGGACUCUCCUCCCAGGUUGAGGAGCUUAGGAGGGCACGUCACCCCCCCUGGUGGUGAGAGCCAGAGCAGCACCUCUCUUAACCCUUUUGAAGAAGAUUCCACUCCAAUUGAGGACGAUCCAUCUAAUCCCUUUUUUGAAGACAUCAAAAAGGAACACAAAGAGGUAACCAAUGGGAAGAAAGAAUACAAUCCCUUUGAUGAAGAUGCAGAUGCAGGGGAGGUCAAACAGGCCGACAGUGUGCCUAGCAACCCUUUUGAAGAGGAAGACACAGAUGCUGGUAACCCUUUCAUGGGUUCCCACAUGAAUUCACCAGAAGUCUCCACCAAUCCCUUUGACGAGGCCAAUGAUGAGGAUUUGCCUGAUGUGGACAUGAUAGAGGAGGAGCUGCUGCUGCAGCAGAUUGACAACAUUAGAGCCUACAUUUUUGAUGCAAAGCUCAGCGGCCGUCUGGAUGAAGUUGAGCUCCUGUCAGAGAAUCUGAAAGAACUACAGCACACCCUACAGGAACAGAAGAAGAAGCACUGACACAUUUCCCCCCACCCCACCGGCUUCUUACCAAGUUCUAUUGGCCUAGUUCACUUUAGAUGACUUAUGAGCCCAGCGAGGUUAGUUUGGGCGAGGUCUGUGCACCACAGGUUAAUGUCUACGUUGAAACUCAGUAAUCUGGGUUGAAUCCUCUUAACUCCCAGAAUCGUUCUAAACCACUUUGCAUAGGCCUGACGUCCAUCCUAACAUGCACAAUUUUUAAAGACUGGCAAUGAAAACUAAUUUGUACAAGCAUGUGUGUUAAAUAUGAAUACAGUUGCAAUAAUGCAAACAAGAACAAUGGAGGACAGAAGAAUGUCAUUUGAGUGAUUGUUGAAUCAGAUGGUCUCACUGCAGUCUUGAUGAAGAAGUGUUGAUGAAGAAGUGAUUUGGGUCCUGAGUGGAAGCUGCUAACAUUUAUUUUUUCUUUUUAUUAAGAAAAGAAAAACCCAAAAGCUUUCCUCUAGUGAGCUACUAAAGUAGCACCAGACUCACAAUGGACAGUUUUGAAAAUGAUGAUCCAAAUAAAUCAGUUACUCACAGUUCAAGUGCUGUUGAUAGUUUUGACAGUGAUGAUUAAAAUCAGUUCACAGAAUAUAUUCGUUAUCAUCAUAGUACAUUUACAACAGAAUAUAAAACUAAACUAUGAAGCCUCGUUUAACCAGCCAUGAAUAAAACUCGAUCCAAAUUACUGUCCGAUUGUUAAGAGAAUAGGAAAAAAUGACUUUCAUGACUGUAAAGGAGAAGUUGAUCAUAUGAUGGAAAUUUACUUUGACAAUUUAUUAAGUAUUAUUUGAUCAUUUCAGUUACAGCACAUUCACCAAUUGUUGUUGCAACGCUCAAGUCUUUAGCUUGUGGAUUACAAACAAUUAGUUGUUUUUGUUUUAUGUCACUGAUGCCGAUAGUUUAAAUUACUCCGCUAUUAACCAUAUGUGUGGUACCGUGGCUGUGACUGAAGUAUUUGCUAAAUAACAGCUGUUUAAAACUUUAAACUUCCACCAUAUUGUUCCCCUAUAAAUCAAAAUUAAAUAGUUAAAUAUGUCCCUAGUGGUUGACAUUUACUGUCUUAUGUCAGUCUGUUUAAUUCGCUGCCUUUAUCACAAGUAAUUUGUGUCAUGGGGUUAAAGAGAAAUACAGUGUUGUUUAAAGCGGGACUUAAACUGCACGUCUCUGUGAUUUUAAGGCAGUGGCUGGACUUGUCUUCCUGAUCGUUUAAUUUAGUGAGUUGGAACAUACUUGUAAAACAUCCUCCUGGUCCUGAGAUGCACAUUAUCUCCUCACUAGUUGAAGUCCAUCCAGCGUUCAUCUAAACGACUCACCCAGCACUUGCUGUGCAGGUAACUUAACAGUAUUUGCCAGGACACAAUGCAGAUAACUAUAAUGAAGAUAUAAAAAUAGCUGAACUCUUUGGGUGUACAGAAAUGAUCCAUAGUUGUUAUGAUUAAAACAGUCCAAAGCAACAGUUUGAUAUGCUUCUGCCAGACAUAUGAACACUACAUGAAUGCCAGCAAGUAUUAAUAACAGUCACAGUGCUGCUGACUCCUAACCUGAAUUUGUAAUUGUGCUUUCUGUUCGAGGGUCCAUUUACUGUUUGUCUGCUCAUCUGUGACAUCUGCAGAAGAUAUGAAGCAAAACUGGUGAAACUAAAUGUUUUGUGACAUUGUGUUAAAUUUCUCAAAGAGCUGCUUCAAUGUAUGCUAGCAGUUUUUAGCUUUGGAAAAAAAACAUGCAAAAACUGAUCAUUUGACAUGUAACCAUCAGUUCAACUUGACAAAAUUCCAUCUCAGCAUCUAUUAAAAUGAUCAAAUAUGGGGCUGUUUGUUGUUUUUGUUGUUUUAAUGGUAUUCAGUCUAACCUCAGCUUCCCUACUUGAAAACAAUCAUCAUUGAUCAGCCACACCAAUGAAAUCCAGUGUUUCAUAUUGUGGUCCCCCGCCUGCUGCCACAACAGCUGUGACUCACAGGGAUAGAGACGCUGAACAUCUUGCAGCUGGUCCUUUGCAUCCUUGUGUUUAGGGCUAUUCGAUCAGACCUUAUUCAAAUGGAGAAAAUCAGGGCUGGGUAAAGGAGGGAGUUGCACAUGUUCUAUGGUCUGUCAUUACCUGCAAGUGCUGAGUCUGGAGUGAAACUAAUGUCCACACGAAUUCAGACCAAACCAGACCAGUAGAACUUUGCAGCAUAGAGAUGAUUUGUUAUCCCCUGUCAGUGGUGUUAGUCUAGCAGCUGAUCGGCGUGUCAUGUGGUUAGGAUUACUGAGAAUUUUGAUUUUCCAGUGGAAAGGAAGAACAUCAGUAACCAGAGCCUGGUCAAGCAUGGCUUUUAUUUAAAAAGUUAUCAUUCCUGCACAUCCAGAACCCAGAUCUGCAUGAUGUAAAUUGAAUGUAUAGCUGUGAAGAAUAACAAAGUUGUGAGCUGGGAGGCUCUUGCUGCUGUAGACUGGAGCAGACUGUGAGUCCUUUCAUAUGGUUGUUUGAAAAAGAC
Cololabis saira (Pacific saury) is the source of this 5076-nucleotide messenger RNA. Its product is annotated as rabenosyn-5. Gene Ontology annotation, molecular function: metal ion binding. The record is from RefSeq and is a predicted model, not a curated record. Bases 269 to 2596 code for a protein of 775 amino acids. The transcript has 12 exons. NCBI's taxonomy places the organism in Eukaryota, Metazoa, Chordata, Actinopteri, Beloniformes, Belonidae.